Triplophysa rosa is the source of this 1129-nucleotide messenger RNA. RefSeq lists its product as uncharacterized. The transcript has 3 exons. The coding region runs from base 269 to 1096 and encodes 275 amino acids. The record is from RefSeq and is a predicted model, not a curated record. NCBI's taxonomy places the organism in Eukaryota, Metazoa, Chordata, Actinopteri, Cypriniformes, Nemacheilidae.
GUUUGCUGAGAGCGCGUGGUUUGAGUCGGAGCUCUUUCAAACUUAUUCUUAAUACAUCGUUUAUUCUUGUUAUAUCUUAAGACUUGUGUUUUAAAUUGUUAUUCUCCGAGGGUAAAACAUAUCCUUAAAUAUAUCCCAUACCAAAAAUCGUACUUAAACGCACAGAUAAUUUAUUUUUAUCGGAUCACUCGCUAUUAGCCUCAGGCUGUUAGCAUUCCCAGCCUGCCUGCUUACUGCUUAACACACUGUUCUCGUUACUACAUCACUAAUGGCUAAUGUUUCAGAUGUGUUUGUACCUCUGUGUGCAGAUGAGGAAACGAUCGCACUUCAGUCGGAACUGGAGGCUGUGGAGAAGCAGAUCCAGGAUCUACUAGAGAAGCAGACACGGCUGCGAGAACGAAAAACGGCGCUGGAAACAUCCAGAGCUGACGCUCGCAAAUCCGCGGUAAGUUUUCAUCGCGAUUUUAAUACUCCUUCCACUUCUACUCCGCGUGUUUCUCUGCACAGAGCCCAGGCUUCGAGAACACGGUCAGCCCAAAUGAACUUCACUCCUGCACCGGCACACCCACGGCGAAAGGCGCGAGCUAGGACUGGAGCGAUGACCCAACCGCCGCCACCGGUCUUCGAGAUCCCGACCAGGAACCGCUUUGCCGCCCUCUGCGAGACGGAAUGCAACGCUGUGGUCAUCGGAGACUCAAUCGUCCGGAACGUACCUGCGAUCCUGAAGGACGAUGCUAACGUCGGAGCUGUCGUGCUGCACGCGGGGGUGAAUGACGUCAGGAUGAGGCAGUCGGAGAUCCUGAAGAGGGACUUCAGGAGUCUGAUCGAGACGGUACGCAACGCAUCGCCCACAGCGAGGAUCAUCGUAUCAGGGCCGCUUCCUACCUACCGACGAGGGAAUGAAAAGUUCAGUAGACUAUUUGCUCUAAAUAAAUGGUUGAUGUCAUGGUGUAUUGAACAGAAGCUGCUCUUUGUUGAUAAUUUUGAUCUGUUCUGGGAGCGACCUAGGCUCUUCCGCCCUGACGGCCUGCACCCCAGCAGCAUCGGAGCGGUUCUUCUGUCUGACAACAUCUCAAAGACGCUACGCACCGCUUGACUACGUCUCCCAGCGGGAGAGAUUCCGCCAGGC